UAUCACAGAGUAUUUUUUUUUUUUUCUUUUUUUUUAAUUUAAUUUAACGAAGUUUCCCAUAAUUGUCAUCAAAAGACUCGUUUAACACAAUAUCAAGGCCUUUCCUUUCAUACUGCAUCGUAUUUUUAUUUUAAGAAAUAUUUUGAAUUAUUGAUAUUUUUAUAUCAUAUUUAAAGAGGUGAAUAUUAUUUUUUUUCCCGAAGUUUUAAUUCCAUACAUCUAAUGGACACUAUACAAGUAGCUAGCGGAUGAGCCUACAAACAAAUGUAAACAGUACAGGAACGUCUUAACUGCUAAAGUAGCUAGUUUGUGCUAAGGCAAGAGCAGCUGGAGGUAAACUAAAAAUGAAUCGAAUUCAGAAAAACAGGUUGGCUCGGCCUCCUGGCACCCAAGGAGCUGAGCUUGAAAAUCAGUUUGUUCUUCGGCUGCCCUUGGCCCAAGCACAAAAUUUGAAGGAAGCUAUUAAGCAGGGACAGACGAACAUCAAAGAUCGGCUUUCCAUCCAGUUAGAUUUCACCAACGACAAAGAUGAUAUGCGCAAUGGUAUCAUCACCUUUGAUACCAUCAUGUACAAAGCAAGGCUUGUGGAUAUCCCUACAAUUAUGGAAACCUGGAAGACCAUUGAUGGCAAGAAUUUCUACAAAACCGCUGAUGUUUGUCAG
Penaeus monodon (black tiger shrimp) is the source of this 662-nucleotide messenger RNA. RefSeq names its product transcription initiation factor TFIID subunit 7-like (gene Taf7). Gene Ontology annotation, biological process: RNA polymerase II preinitiation complex assembly; transcription initiation at RNA polymerase II promoter. The record is from RefSeq and is a predicted model, not a curated record. Gene Ontology annotation, molecular function: RNA polymerase II general transcription initiation factor activity. Gene Ontology annotation, cellular component: transcription factor TFIID complex. NCBI's taxonomy places the organism in Eukaryota, Metazoa, Arthropoda, Malacostraca, Decapoda, Penaeidae.